Molecule: messenger RNA, 536 nt
Organism: Amaranthus tricolor (Joseph's coat)
Lineage: Eukaryota; Viridiplantae; Streptophyta; Magnoliopsida; Caryophyllales; Amaranthaceae
Product: protein transport protein Sec61 subunit gamma-1
Exons: 3
Coding region: 125-334 (69 amino acids)
Biological process (GO): post-translational protein targeting to membrane, translocation; protein targeting
Cellular component (GO): Ssh1 translocon complex; membrane
Molecular function (GO): transmembrane protein transporter activity
Source: RefSeq, a predicted model, not a curated record
AAUUAUUUUUCAGCACUUGCCAUUAAAAUCACAAUUUUGAGCUCUACAGAAAAGAAAUAUCCUUCUUCAGUUCUUCGCACAGAUCUGAACAAAAACUCUUGAUUUCUCUCUCCUCAAUUCAACAAUGGAUGCUAUUGACCAAGUUUUUGAUCCAUUGAGAGAUUUCGCCAAAGACAGUGUUCGUCUUGUUAAGCGUUGCCACAAACCCGAUCGCAAAGAAUUUACAAAGGUGGCUUUCCGUACUGCUAUUGGAUUCGUUGUUAUGGGAUUUGUUGGAUUCUUCGUCAAGCUUAUCUUUAUUCCCAUCAACAAUAUUAUUGUUGGAUCUACUUAAUGGUUACUGUAUUUUGAUUUUGCCUUUGGAGAUCCAGGAAUGAAGAGAAUGGAUAAGCUAAACUUUUCUUUGGACUUAGUUGUAAUGUAGACUAAACAAUUUUAAUAUGUAGAUGGAUUGUGUACUAUUUUCAGCAGUUUUUCUUGUUCCUCACUGAAGUCCAAUUUUAAGAUAUGUUAGAAGCUUUCGAUUUUAUGUGCCA